Messenger RNA from Styela clava, 741 nucleotides. RefSeq lists its product as uncharacterized. The record is from RefSeq and is a predicted model, not a curated record. Lineage: Eukaryota; Metazoa; Chordata; Ascidiacea; Stolidobranchia; Styelidae.
GAUGACGCCGUUUCCAGGAUUGUCCAGAAUCUCUAUAAAAGAGAAGAAAAUUUUAGUCGAGCACCAACCACUCUAUCAGAAACUGACGAACGAUCUUCUUGAGACAAGGAUAAAUCAGAAACAGAAUGAUGAAAUCCACAAUCAUUUUAUUAUUGGUAGCAAUGUUGGUUGUCAACAGCGACGCCGGUUUUUUCGGGAAAGCUGGUAAAGCCAUUAAGAAGACCGUGACCAGCCCGACGGGGAAAAAAGUGGCCAAAAAGCUUGCUCAGCUUGCUGCUAGAGCGGCCCUUUUUGGUAUUCUUGGAGAUAUGCGAUCUUUAAGAGAAUUGGACGAUGCUGAAAUGAAUCAAAUGAUUGAGGCCGUCAAAAUGAUCAGAGAUAUGGAUGAGGAUGAAUUCAACCACUUCAGAGAUGCUCAGUCCGUGGAAGAUUUCGAAUAAUCUUCAUGAUGUUGAAUGUUUACAGUGAUAGUAGUAUAAGAAAAACGAACAAACAAGCAACUUUUUUGAUUCAAAAUCUUGAUUCAAAUCUUUGUUUGAUUAUUUAAGAGAAAGAUAUCAUUCAUUGAUCAGUAUAUCUAUGUUUUAAUACAGAGUGAAUAUUUAAACUAACCAAACAUAUUUUUAUCCUUUAAUUCAACAAAAUUUAUGAAUAUUAUUUGGUGUUAUUCUUUCUACUAUCAUGUCAUACAUGCUGCUUUGCAUCCGAGUAUUUUUCGGAAUAAUAAAAGCUGGAACACAG